Molecule: messenger RNA, 1883 nt
Organism: Cajanus cajan (pigeon pea)
Lineage: Eukaryota; Viridiplantae; Streptophyta; Magnoliopsida; Fabales; Fabaceae
Source: RefSeq, a predicted model, not a curated record
CAGGCGAGUCAUUUUUACCUUAAUUAUUUAAAAUUUAAGAUGUGGGGUAUAUAAAGAAGUGGUGGCGGCAAAUACGAGAGUGAAAAUGGAGCAGGAGCAAUCGGAGUUGGUGGAGCACUUCGUGAAGCAAGCCUCUGCUUCCCCCAACGAUCACGCACUCGCUUCCGUCCUCGUCCAAGCCACUUCUCACCCUUCGCUAUUAUUUUUCUCUGAGAUUCUCUCCCUCCCCAAUCUUCUACAGCUUAAAGAAACUGAGAAUUCUGGCUAUCUUGAUAUGCUUCGGUUGUUUGCCCAUGGAACAUGGGGUGAUUACACGAGUAAUUCUGAUCAACUUCCACAAUUGGUACCUGAUCAAAUCGUCAAGCUUAAGCAACUCACCGUUCUUACACUGGCUGAGACAUACAAAGUACUACCCUAUGACCAACUGAUGCAGGAAUUGGAAUUGACAAAUAUUCGUGAACUCGAAGAUUUUCUAAUUAGGGAAUGCAUAUACGCGGGAAUAGUAAGAGGAAAGCUGGAUCAGCUGCAGCGAUGCUUUGAGGUCCAAUUUGCAGCAUGUAGGGACUCAAGGCCUGCUCAACUAGGGAGUAUGGUACAGACACUCUCUAACUGGUUGUCUAAGUCAGAAAUUCUGCUUGUUUCGAUUCAAGAGAAGAUAAAAUGGGCUGAUGCCACGAGUGAAAUUGUCAAGAAGCACAGGGAAGAGGUGGAAGAGAAGGUAGAAAAACUAAAGAAGUUUGUCAAGGAGUUGAAGCCAAAUCCAUAUUGUCUUUCCUUUUAGCUCUCAGCAAGUGAUGCCUAGUACAUUUCUUUUCUUAUUCAUGGGAAUAACAGAACCCUACUAAGAUACCCACAACCUUCUGGAUAGUGUCCUUGAUUUAAUCUAACUCAAUUAGCAAACCGAGGGUCAAACUAUUGAAGGUGUGAUACCCACAUCCUUCUAUUAUUUUCCGUCCUAUUUUAUUCUGGUGAUUGCCUAGAAGCUGCAUAUGUUCAAUCAUGAUAUAUCCUUGUUUUCGUUGUUGUUGAUUGUCACUAUCUAUUUGCGACAUUCAUGGGUGGGAUUCUGAUAGAACUGGAUCAUAAAUAGUAAGAAAAUAACAGAAAAUUUAUUCAAAUCAAUUCCCACUUUUCAACUCAAUAGCAGAUGAAUUCAUAAACUGAAAUAAAUAUUACACAUCUUAGGUAUCCACUAAUUCGCCCUCUUUCCUAUGUAUUCCACCCUUAUCCUUGUUAGAAAUUACUGUCUAUAGAACAGUUACAAACUCUUUAUCUUCCCCAUUUGUGCCUACCUUUUUUAUUACAUUUAUUUGCCUAGUAAACAGUUACGGCUAUUAGUAAAUCGUUAUGACUCUAAUAUUCUGUUACCAUCUUCCUCUUCCUGAUAUAAACCUUCUUAAUGAGUGAUUCACUAACCGAUUCUUAUUUUUGAAUGGAACUAAUCGGUUUCUGUUAAAUUUUACAAAAUAAGUAUACAAUUUUAUUUUUAUUUUAUCCAAGGAGAAAACUCAAAUUUCUUCAUUCUACGAUUUAAACGAAAAGAAGAAAAACAUUAGUUUUGUAUAUUGGAUUUAAUAAAACAAAUUGGAAAUUUCUCACAUUGGCUCUGUAAAGAAUAAUUUUGGGACCAAAACUGAUUGCCCCGUUUUUGAGAAAAAAGUAUAUCAAUCUGCUGAUUCAAUUUAGUUUGACUGGGUUGGUCAGUUCCUUGAGCCCCUCUACUAUAUGCAGUUAGUUUAUAAUUAUAUGGGAUGGGGCAGUUUUGCUACUGGAAGAUAUUUAUGAGGAAAGACUUGUACUAUUACGAAGUAGGGAAACAAAAUCAUGCAUGCUAGAAAAAUAUAGUACUCUAAUAUGAUAACUAUCUGCAUAUAUAUCAUAUC